Messenger RNA from Pyricularia pennisetigena, 324 nucleotides. RefSeq lists its product as uncharacterized. Lineage: Eukaryota; Fungi; Ascomycota; Sordariomycetes; Magnaporthales; Pyriculariaceae. The transcript has a single exon. The record is from RefSeq and is a predicted model, not a curated record. Bases 1 to 324 code for a protein of 107 amino acids.
AUGCGCCACCACGAAAUAUUGCAUCCUUGGCACAAAACCAGUCGUGACGUGCCACCCUGCAUUACACAAAAAGACGCAACGCCACAAAAGCGCCAAAGAAGCGCCGCAUCGCGGCCAAGGGUCCCCUUCUUUCCCACCCAGGCAAAGCCAGGUUCAGCCCUCCGCACCCUCUUGCAGCAAAACAAGCGCCGUGUGGCACCGAUUGAAGCUCCACGAAACAUGCACAGCCAAACGCUUCAGAACUACGUAAACAACAGGCCGAGUCAACUAGCCCAGCCAACCAAACAACCUUACCUCGGGUUUCUUUUAAAAAAUUCUUGCUAG